AUGUGGAUUGGCCCAACCAUACCUCUACAAACCGGGGCCGCAGCGAAAGCCAUGGAUUCUAAGGCAGACCUAGCCCUCGUCAACGACACCAUACUUCUCAUGAUCUUCCAGGUGUUCUGCCUCAUCGCCUUCAUGGUCUAUAUCUGGAUAGAAUCUGCUAGAGAACGAAAAUCAACGUUCACAAUAGUCGCACUCGUCUUGCUCUUUGGUCUAGUCUGCCUCAACACAGCAGUAAACCUCAUCAUUGAAAUCUGGAGCUGCCUGAGAUACAACUACUUGGUCCAUGGAUACUGGCUGUAUAUGAAUCACAGCUCUCUUGCUGUGGCUUGCUUCAUAUUCAUCUACUUGUUUUGCACUUUCCUUGUGCUUCUACUUCAGGAUAUCAUAGAGUACAGGCAAGAGACAAGGAGAGCGGUGGAUGAGGACUGGGAGUCAACGGAAUUAGAGGAGGGUAUUAUGCCAGCUUCGCAAACACUGGAAAGCAAAACAUCAGAGGGCAAAGAGAUGGAAGAAGGAGGUGAAGACGCACCGUCCUUGCACACACCAGCGGAUAAAGAAGAGGAAGGGGAAGGAGAGAAGGCUUCUGCGAAGAAUGGCGAGCAGAAGAAACUGGAGCCUCGAGGAACAUAA
Messenger RNA from Hymenoscyphus albidus, 630 nucleotides. Lineage: Eukaryota; Fungi; Ascomycota; Leotiomycetes; Helotiales; Helotiaceae. The record is from the annotation of a GenBank genome assembly.